This is a messenger RNA of Closterium sp. Yama58-4, 1536 nucleotides long. NCBI's taxonomy places the organism in Eukaryota, Viridiplantae, Streptophyta, Zygnematophyceae, Desmidiales, Closteriaceae. The record is from the annotation of a GenBank genome assembly.
AUGGCGGAGAACGAGGAGGUCCGGGGGGAGGGGAAGGAGCGAUCGCGCACAACGCGCAACCGGGAGGUAACGCGCAAGAUCCGGCGGGGCAAAGGGGAAGCGGAGGCGAAAAUCCUGGCGCUGACGGACAACCACAAGGAGGCGGAAGUUCCGCCCAGGCGCAUCGACCAGCGCAGGGCAUGGCGGGGCAAGGCGCAAUCGGAGGCGGAAAUUCCGGCGCGCAGCAACAGCACGGCGGGGGAAUGGGCGGGAAUGCUGGGCAGAUGGCGCAAGGGGAAGGGCAGGGGGGUGGAGGACGCGGACAUAGAGGCGGGAGCAUCGGAAUUCGGCAAAGUGGUGGGGGUGAAGUUCUUUGAAGAGAAGGCCACUGGACGGUCCAAAGGAUACUGCCAGGUUGAUUUUGCCGAUGCAGCAGCGGCGCGUGCUUGUAAAGAGAACAUGGCAGGCCGGCUGUUCAAUGGCCGCCCCUGUAUAGUCACACCCGCCACCCCCCAAACCCUAAGGCACCUUGCUAUGGCUUCCGCCCAACCCGGCCCCCACAUGGGCCCCAUGGGGGGAGGUCCGGGGGGGAUGGGGGGAGGAAUGGGCGGAAUGGGGGGAGGCAUGGGCGGAGGCAUGGGGGGGAUGGGCGGGCCGGGGGGGAUGGGGGGAAUGGGGCCUAUGGGUGGGGGGAGAGGAGGUGGGGGUGGAGGCAUGGGGAACUUUCCUGGAAGGGGUGGAGGGCCUAUGGGGGGCCCGAUGGGAAUGGGGGGAAUGGGGCCAGGUAUGGGGGGUAUGGGGGGUAUGGGGGGAGGUAUGGGAGGAGGCAUGGGGGGAGGAAUGGGAGGAGGGAUGGGAGGAGGGAUGGGAGGGGGGAUGGGUGGAGGGAUGGGUGGAGGGAUGGGGGGAGGUAUGGUGGGUCCUAUGGGUGGUAUGGGCAUGGGAGGAGGGAUGGGGGCAGGAGGGGGCCCCAUGGGUGGGGGAGGGCCAAUGGGGGGAGGAAUGGGAGGAGGCAUGGCGGGAGGCAUGGGGGGAGGAAUGGGGGGAAACAUGGGGGGAGGCAUGGGCGGAGGGGGCCCUAUGGGGGGAGGUUCUGGGCCAGGGAGAGGCUUUGGGCGCGGGGGAAUGAUGCCUGGACGAGGCAUGGGGAUGGGGGGAAGAGGGGGAGUCGAUGGGGGAAGGGGGGGAAGAGGAGGGGCAGGCGGGGACUGGGGUGGAGGGAUGGGGGGAGGAGGGGGUAUGGGAAGGGGGGGAGGGGGAAGGGGAGCUGGCGCAGGGGGAAUGCCCUUCCCCGGAGGACCCCCUAUGGGGGGAGGUGGGGGGUUCGACCCGUCAAUUGGCCCAGGGGGGAUGGGGGCAGGAGGUGGGACUGUGGCAGGGAGGGGGGGAGGAGGGGGAAGGGGUUUUGCUGGUCCGUCAGGGGGAGGGGGAGGCUUCCCCAGGGGAGGCCCUGGUGCUACAGGGAGUGGGGAGUAUUUUGAGGGGGAGGGAGGAGGGAGCUCUCAUAGAGGAGGGGGCGGGAAAAGAGGAGAGAAUGCGGAGGAAGGGAAUGAAUGA